Molecule: messenger RNA, 2184 nt
Organism: Rhododendron vialii
Lineage: Eukaryota; Viridiplantae; Streptophyta; Magnoliopsida; Ericales; Ericaceae
Exons: 6
Coding region: 450-1892 (480 amino acids)
Source: RefSeq, a predicted model, not a curated record
CCAAGCUCUCUUUCAGGUGCUCUUCUUAUUCUGUUCUUCUCGAGUUUCAACUCAGUGCACGGCUUAUGAUCUGAAAAUGUGGGUUUUGUUUGUUUCCUCAUUUGGCACAUGGGUUCUGAUUUCCUUGGGAUUCUAAUGUUGAACAUGGAAACUAACCAUUUAAAUUUGGUUUCCAUAUCUCUCUUUCCCCAUGCCAAAUGUCUGAAAUUUAUUGUGGCUUUAAAAGGGACUCCACAGCCUUCCAUGGUCUUCAGAUUGGAGUUUUAGCUGCUUCUUUUUCAGAUCUAUGUUAGUUUUACAGUAUGAUGAUAUUAUGUUACUGGAUGCAGUAAGUUGAGUGUUCUUCAGACUUGGUUCUUAACUUCAUAUACUUGGAAUUGUGUGCCCGAUUGCCACUGUGCUGCACUAGUUGUUGUCUGGCUUCUAUUGUGAUCAAACAAAUUGAUUUGAUGGGGUCCCGAUCCCGAUCUCAUCAGUUGAGCAAUGGCCUUUACGUAUCAGGCCGGCCUGAGCAACAAAAAGAAAAGUCUCCCACAAUGAGCUCAGUAGCCAUGCCUUACACGGGUGGUGAUAUCAAAAAGUCUGGAGAACUCGGAAAAAUGUUUGAUAUUCCUACAGAUGGCUCCAAGUCAAGGAAGUCUGGACCUAUAAACAAUGCCCCUUCAAGGACUGCAUCCUUUGGUGGUGUUGGUUCACUCUCUGGCCAAUUGACGCCCAAUGCUGCAAACCGUAGUUCCGUUUCUUCCACUGGGGGUGGUGGUUCCGCUUCACUAAAGAAGACUAAUUCUGGGCCUCUUAAUAAACAUGGAGAGUCGAUGAAGAAGUCAUCUGGUCCUCAAGUAGGAGGAACUGCAUCUGUUUCCCGCCAAAAUUCUGGCCCAAUAGCCCCACUUCUGCCCACCACUGGCCUCAUCACUUCAGGACCCAUUUCUUCGGGCCCACUGAACUCAUCUGGGGCUCCUCGUAAAGUUUCUGGUUCAUUGGAUUCCACAGGCUCGCUCAAGUUACACAGUGCAGCUAUUGUUCACAAUCCGGCUGUUACUAACCUUAGUCAAGAGGAAGAAUACUCCUUCCACCGGAGUUUCCCUAAGCCAAUCCUUUGGGCAAUGGGUUUGCUGUUUGUCAUGGGGUUUAUCGCUGGAGGUUUUAUUCUUGGGGCAGUUCACAAUCCUAUUCUUCUUGUUGUGGUUUUUGUUCUUUUUGUUGCUGUUGCUGCAGUGUUCACUUGGAAUACUUGUUGGGGAAGAAAAUCUAUUACUGGUUUCAUUGCCCGUUAUCCGGACACUGAGCUAAGGACUGCAAGGGAUGGCCAAUUUGUAAAGGUUUCUGGGGUGGUUACUUGUGGAAAUGUUCCUCUGGAGUCAUCAUUCCAGAAGGUUCCUAGAUGUGUUUACACAUCCACAAGUUUAUAUGAGUAUCGGGGGUGUGAUUCCAAAGCUGCCAACCCUACCCAUCGCCGCUUCACAUGGGGUCUCCGAGCAGUUGAGAAGCAUGUGACCGAUUUCUACAUUUCUGACUUCCAGUCUGGGUUAAGGGCAUUGGUUAAGGCUGGGCAUGGUGCUAAGGUUACUCCAUAUGUUGAUUAUUCUGUUGUUGUUGACAUCAAUCAGUCAAACAGGGAUAUGUCCCCGGAAUUCGUCAGAUGGCUGGGAGAGAGGAAGCUUUCAAGUGACGACCGGAUAAUGCGAUUGAAAGAAGGGUACAUCAAAGAAGGCAGCGCUGUGAGUGUAAUGGGAGUUGUCCAGCGUAACGAUAAUGUCCUUAUGAUUGUUCCUCCACCAGAGCCAAUACCCACAGGAUGCCAGUGGGGUAAAUGUAUUCUUCCCGCCACCCUCGAGGGCCUUGUAUUGAGAUGUGAGGACAGUUCGAAGAUCGAUGUUAUACCAGUGUAACUGUAUCGGCAUGCGUAAAACUCCAGUUCAUGUUCUUGCUGAUUGGAGAUCAAAUUUGUUUGUUAGUUUUGAUAUGGUUGUGUUGGUGGUGUCCUUUUCAGUUUUAACCGGUUGUAUAGCUUCAUGUGAUUAUUUUCCUUUUAUUGGCUCCAAAGCUUUUGUAAUGGGACUUGUGUGUUUACAGUAGAAGAGAUGGGAACUUGGUAAUAAGUGAAGGUUUGUGGAUUGGGAUUUAUGUCAGAAAUGUUUGAAUUAAUUUUUGAGUAAUUUAGGGUUGUUGAAUUUGUUCUUA